AUGGAACCUCCUGUUGUGGUUGAUCCUCCAGUUGUAGUAGAGCCUGCUGUAGUUGAUCCCCCAGUUGUGGUCGAUCCUCCAGUUGUAGUCAAGCUACCUGUUGUGGUUAAUCCUCCAGUUGUAGUGGAGCCUCCUGUAGUUGAUCCCCCAGUUGUUGUGGAACCUCCUGUUGUAGUCGAACCACCAGUUGUUGUGGAACCUCCAGUUGUUGUUGAUCCACCAGCUGUUGUUGAACCUCCAGUUGUACUUGAACCACCAGUUGUUGUGGAACCUCCUGUUGUAGUCAAAACACCAGUUGUUGUGGAACCUCCAGUUGUUGUUGAUCCACCAGCUGUUGUCAAACCUCCAGUCGUUGUUGAUCCAGCAGAUGUUGAUGAACCUCCAGUUGUUGUGGAACCUCCUGUUGUAGUCGAACCACCAGUUGUGGUUGAUCCUCCGGUUGUGGAGCCUCCUGUUGUGGUCGAUCCUCCAGUUAUGGAACCUCCUGUUGUGGUUGAUCCUCCAGUUGUAGUAGAGCCUGCUGUAGUUGAUCCCCCAGUUGUGGUCAAUCCUCCAGUUGUAGUCAAGCCACCUGUUGUGGUUAAUCCUCCAGUUGUAGUGAAGCCUCCUGUAGUUGAUCCCCCAGUUGUUGUGGAACCUCCUGUUGUAGUCGAACCACCAGUUGUUGUGGAACCUCCAGUUGUUGUUGAUCCACCAGCUGUUGUUGAACCUCCAGUUGUACUUGAACCACCAGUUGUUGUGGAACCUCCUGUUGUAGUCAAAACACCAGUUGUUGUGGAACCUCCAGUUGUUGUUGAUCCACCAGCUGUUGUUGAACCUCCAGUUGUAGUUGAGCCACCAGUUGUAGUGGAACCUCCAGUUGUUGAGUCACCAGUUGUGGUCGAUACUCCAGUUGUAGAUGAUCCACCAGUUGUUGUGGUACCCCCAGUUGUUGUUGAUCCCCCAGUUGUGCUCGAGCCACCAGUUGUUGUGGAACCUCCAGUUGUUGAGCCACCAGUUGUGGUUGAUCCUCCAGUUGUGGAGCCUCCUGUUGUGGUUGAUCCUUCAGUUGUAGUUGAUCCCCCAGUUGUGGUCGAUCCUCCAGUUGUUGUCAAGCCACCUGUUGUGGUUGAUCCUCCAGUUGUAGUGGAGCCUCCUGUAGUUGAACCAAUAGUUGUUUUGGAACCUCCUGUUGUAAUCGAACCACCAGUUGUGGUUGAUCCUCCAGUUGUGGUCGAUCCUCCAGUUGUUGUUGAUCCUCCAGUUGUACUUGAACCACCAGUUGUUGUGGAACCUCCUGUUGUAGUCGAAACACCAGUUGUUGUGGAACCUCCAGUUGUAGUUGAUCCCCCAGUUGUUGUUGAUCCUCCAGUUGUACUUGAACCACCAGUUGUUGUGGAACCUCCUGUUGUAGUAGAAACACCAGUUGUUGUGGUACCUCCAGUUGUUGUUGAUCCACCAGUUGUGGUUGAUCCUCCAGUUGUAGAUGAUCCACCAGUUGUUGUUGAACCUCCAGUUGUGCUCAAACCACUAGUUGUUGUGGAACCUCCAGUUGUUGAGCCACCAGUUGUGGUCGAUCCUCCAGUUGUGGAACCUCCUGUUGUGGUUGAUCCUCCAGUUGUAGUGGAGCCUCCUGUAGUUGAACCAACAGUUGUUGUGGAACCUCCUGUUGUAAUCGAACCACCAGUUGUGGUUGAUCCUCCAGUUGUGGUCGAUCCUCCAGUUGUUGUUGAUCCACCAGUAGUUGUUGCCCCUCCAGUUGUGCUUAAACCACUAGUUGUUGUGGAUCCCCCAGUAGUUGUUGAACCUCCAGUUGUGCUCGAGCCACCAGUUGUUGUGGAUCCCCCAGUAGUUGUUGAACCUCCAGUUGUUGAAGCUCCAGGUGUAGUUGAUCCCCUAGUUGUUGUUGACCCUCCAGUUGUUGUUGAUCCUCCAGUUGUACUUGAACCACCAGUUGUUGUGGAACCUCCUGUUGUAGUCGAAACACCAGUUGUUGUGGUACCUCCAGUUGUAGUUGAUCCCCCAGUUGUUGUUGAUCCUCCAGUUGUACUUGAACCACCAGUUGUUGUGGAACCUCCUGUUGUAGUCGAAACGCCAGUUGUUGUGGAACCUCCAGUUGUAGUUGAUCCCCCAGUUGUUGUUGAUCCUCCAGUUGUACUUGAACCACCAGUUGUUGUGGAACCUCCUGUUGUAGUCGAAACACCAGUUGUUGUGGAACCUCCAGUAGUUGUUGACCCUCCAAUUGUUGUGGAACCUCCAGUUGUUGUUAAUCCCCCAGUUGUGCUCGAGCCACCAGUUGUUGUGGAUCCCCCAUUGUUGAAGCUCCAGUUGUAG
Messenger RNA from Solea solea (common sole), 2313 nucleotides. RefSeq lists its product as uncharacterized. The record is from RefSeq and is a predicted model, not a curated record. The coding region runs from base 1 to 2313 and encodes 770 amino acids. Lineage: Eukaryota; Metazoa; Chordata; Actinopteri; Pleuronectiformes; Soleidae. The transcript has 2 exons.